UAUGCAAAUAUAAUACAAAAAAAAUGCAAAUAGGUCGAGAUUCCUUAUAAUGAUUUGUUAUACAAUGGUGAGAUUGGGCAUCCGGAGCCAUUCUCUCGCAUCAUUUUCACAGAUCACAUAUCGGAACCCUGUUCUAAAAAUCAACCCAUUCGGUCUCCUUGUAGGAAUGCAAUUAUAGGGACCGGUACAACUGGGGGUUGAGAAAAAUGGGCGGAACUAAGGGAGCGGUCCUUGAGGGUUAUCUGUCGGCAACCAAUUCCCUCCGCCUCCAGUCAAGGCGAUCCCUCCGGUCGCUGAUCGCUCUGCGGGAUCCCCGGCGCAGUGCAUGCAGCAAAGCGGACCCUGCGGACUCCCGGGAUCACGCCAGGUGGACGAUCCAGAAAGAGCAGGACGGCGGACAGCUGUUUUUAUUUACUGUGUAAAUCGGGCUGAUCAUGUCGGAGUCAGGGGUGACACCACAGGGUGACAGGAGGCAGGACCAUAUCGUCAACGCCGACGGACAGCGCCUUUUCUGCCGCUCCUGGGUACCGGAGGUACCCCCGAGAGGUCUGUUGUUUGUGGCCCAUGGAGUAGGGGAGCACUGCGGGAGGUACAGCUCUCUGGCCCAGAGCCUCAGCCGAAGGGGCCUGAUGGUCUUCGCACAUGACCACGGUGACGGUGGGGCCAUUUGUAUCCUCUGUGCGUGUGAGAGACCCAGUGAUUUCACUGGAGUAGUACUGAUUUCGCCCAUGGUACAACUCAACCCGGAAUCAGCAUCACCAUUUAAGGUGUUUAUGGCAAAGCUCCUGAACCAUGUGCUUCCAAGCCUAAGUCUGGGUUCAAUUGAUUCCAAGUGGAUCUCUCGUGACCAGAAAGAAGUGGAAUCGUAUGACAAAGACGAGUUGAACCACCACGGCGGUCUGAGCGUUGCAUUUGCUAUGCAGCUGGUGGGGGCUGCCAGGCUCAUUGAGAGGGCAAUCCCCACUGUGACCUGGCCCUUUCUGCUCCUCCACGGUGAUGCGGAUAAGCUGUGUAACAUCAGCGGCUCCCACAUGAUGCUGGAGAAAGCUCAGAGCACAGACAAGCAGCUGAAGGUUUAUAGUGGAGCUUACCAUGCGCUGCAUCGCGAGCUGCCAGAGACGACAGACUCCGUGCUGAGGGACAUCGGCGAUUGGGUCGUGGGGCGAAUCCCAGACCAGGCUGCAUCCGGCUCCUAAGUCCCCCAUUUACUCCCGCCCCCCACCCUAGUUCGUGUACGUCCUGCUGUUCUACCAUUGUAACACCCGCCACACAAUCUGUGCCCCCCUCCCCCGCCAUGUUGUGGGCAUUGGCUGUGUUCGUCACCACUAAUCAGUCCUGGCCACCAAGUUGUGUGAUUACUCAGUACUUCCGAGACACACAUUUACCAGUUCAUCGUUCCUUAGCGAUAUGCAUGACUGGUGGUCUAAGGGGUUUUACAUGAAUGGUACAGGAUUUCCUUUACGUGACAUGAGUGUCAUUUUUCAUUAGAAUGUCAACCAUGUGAGAGGCAUUAUUUUACCGCAAACUGAUUUAUCAUUACUCAAAGGUGUACAGUGUUUUUUUAAAUAAAUUUACAAGUUGUAGCAAUGUAAUAAUGACAGAUCAUACGUUCAAAUGUAUUACUGACCAUGUAAUCAUUUGCUAGCACACAGAAUCCUUCCUCACUGUCAUCUUUCGGCACUGCUUUUGUUACCAAUUACCAUUUUCAGUAAAUAACCGCAACACACAACCACAGAAACCUCUAGAGUAGCUGACUUAGAAAAAAUAUCAUAUGGUAACAACCUGACAGAAUGAAAAUCCCAGAAACACCCACCCUAACAUCCUGCAUUUAUAAUGUUUGUAUUUUCAUGGUUUGGAAUACCUAUUUGUUUUACAUAUUUAUUAUAUUAACAAAAUGUAUGUAUAGUACUUGUAUUUAAACGAUUUAACCAUUUGUAUUUUAAAACAUAAAUAAAUCUGU
Molecule: messenger RNA, 1960 nt
Organism: Paramormyrops kingsleyae
Lineage: Eukaryota; Metazoa; Chordata; Actinopteri; Osteoglossiformes; Mormyridae
Source: RefSeq, a predicted model, not a curated record